AUGCUGUCGUCCGGCCGCAGCGCAUCGUCGCUCUUGCUCGUGGCGCUCCUCGCCUCGCCGCUGGCCACGCUCGCUGCAAAGGUCCUCACUCCCGAGCGCCUCAUCCAGGCUCCCCGCACCGCCUUUUCCGCCGCCUCGCCCAACUCGGCCUCGGCCCUCUACGGCGUCUCGACCUACGACCUCGAAAAGCACGCUAAGCGCCAGGUCCUCUACGCCCUCGACCUCCCCUCGCACAGCUCGACCCAGCGCGCCGACCCCGUCGAGGUCGUCUACAACACCACCGAGGGUCUCUACCUCGCAGACGCAGAGGUCGCCUUCCUGAUCGACAAUGUACUCUACGCAAAGAACCUUACCGCCGGCACCCCCGACCCGCUCGACCCCGGCUACCGCAUCGGCGCCUUUCCCGCCCCCGUCUCCAACCUCCAGGUGGUCCGCCAGUCCGAGACCGAAGCCGUCCUCGUCUUCAGCGCAGAGGUCUACGACGACGGCGUCCUCGCCAACGUCAAGGCCCACGACGCCUCGGACAGGGAGCAGGAGUGGAACCGGGUCAAGGCCUACGAUUCCGACUUUGUCCGCCACUGGGACACCUGGGUCAACCCGCGCAAGCGCUCCCAGCUCUUCUCGGUCGACCUCAGCCGCAAAAAGGACAACUUUGUCACCAGCUGGCACUUUGACAGCGACUUCCGCAACCUCAUGCCCGACACCAAGCUCGAGGCUCCCGUCAAGCCCUUCGGUGGCGCAGACGACUUUGCCGUGUCCGACCGCUUCGUCGCUUGGACCUCCAAGGAUCCCGAGCUGCCGCCGGCGUGGCACACCAAGCAGAACAUCUACAUCGCCCCGCUCAAGGGAGGUGCGCCCCCUCGCCGCAUCUCGUCGGGCGAGCACGGCUGGGCGGGCGCCCCUGCCUUUUCGCCCGACGGCGAGACGCUCGCCUGGCUCCAGAUGCGCAAGGACGGCUUCGAGUCGGACCGCCGCAUCCUCCAGCUCUACACGCUCAACUCGGACACCCAGGACGAGCUGUUCGGGUCCUGGGACCAGAGCCCGUCGUCGGUCCAGUUCUCCAAGGACGGCUCCCAGCUCUGGAUCCUGUCCGAGGACGACGAGCAGCACAAGGUCUACCGCGCCAGCAUUAGGCGCAAACACUCGACCGGCGGCUGGAAAGCGUCGCACGCGGAGCCCGACGAGGUCGUCGGUCAGGGCGGUGUCUCGUCGGUCGCCGAGCUCGCUGGCGGCCGGCUCCUGGUGGCCGCCUCGUCGCUCACUUCGCCCACCGAGCUCUACCUCGUUGACGCUGGCAAGGGGCGCAAGCAGCCGCGCCAGCUGACCACCAUCGCCGCCGACAGCCACGCUCUGUCCAAGGUCGACUUCGGCCCCGAGCCCGAGCAGUUCACCUUUGCCGGGUCCGAGGGCGUCACGCGCCACGGCUGGAUCGUCCGGCCCCCGGGCUUUGACGAGAACCGCGAGAACGGGUACCCGGUCGCGGUGCUGAUCCACGGAGGACCCGAGGGUUCGUGGGCCAACAGCUGGUCGACGCGCUGGAACCCGGCCGUGUUUGCGGCGCAGGGCUUCAUUGUCGUCACCAUCGACCCCUCGGGCUCGACGGGCUACGGCCAGGAGUACACGGAAGCCAUCCUCGGAAACUGGGGCGGCCGCCCCUACUACGACAUCCGCGCCGGCGUCCACUACGUGCUCGACACGGUCCCCGCCGCCGACGCCGACCGCGUCGUCGCAGCGGGCGCCAGCUACGGAGGCUACAUGAUCAACUGGAUUCAAGGCCACAAUGAUCCGUGCAGCAGCAGCCGGGGCGGCGAGGGCGACGGGCUGGCGGGGGACAAGUGCUUCGACUUCAAGGCGCUGGUGUGCCACGACGGCGUGUUUAGCACGGCGUCGACGUGGUACUCGACCGACGAGCUCUACUUCCCCGAGGCCGAGUUUGGCGGCACGCCCUGGAGCAACCCGGCGGGCUUUGCGCGCUGGUCGCCGUCGAACCACGCGGCCAACUGGAACACGCCGCAGCUCGUCAUCCACGGCGGACGCGACUACCGGCUGACGGAGAGCGAAGGCCUGAGCGCCUUCAACACGCUGCAACGACGCGGCGUGCCCAGCCGGCUGCUCUACUUCCCCGACGAGAACCACUGGGUGCUCAAGCCCGAAAACUCGCUGCGAUGGCACCACGAGGUGAUUGCGUGGCUCAAGAAGUGGUCCGACAAGGGCGACGUCGUCACCGCUGCCGCCCCUGCUGCCGCCCCUGCCGCUACCGUCGAGAAGCCGGGCCUCGUCUUCCAGAAGUAG
This is a messenger RNA of Pseudozyma flocculosa PF-1, 2292 nucleotides long. RefSeq lists its product as uncharacterized. Gene Ontology annotation, molecular function: serine-type endopeptidase activity. The transcript has a single exon. The record is from RefSeq and is a predicted model, not a curated record. Gene Ontology annotation, biological process: proteolysis. Bases 1 to 2292 code for a protein of 763 amino acids. Lineage: Eukaryota; Fungi; Basidiomycota; Ustilaginomycetes; Ustilaginales; Ustilaginaceae.